Molecule: messenger RNA, 7566 nt
Organism: Dipodomys spectabilis (banner-tailed kangaroo rat)
Lineage: Eukaryota; Metazoa; Chordata; Mammalia; Rodentia; Heteromyidae
Gene: Bcorl1
Product: BCL6 corepressor like 1
Exons: 15
Coding region: 228-5576 (1782 amino acids)
Biological process (GO): negative regulation of transcription by RNA polymerase II
Cellular component (GO): nucleus
Molecular function (GO): protein binding; transcription corepressor activity
Source: RefSeq, a predicted model, not a curated record
AGCGCGGCGGCGGCGAAGGCCAGCUUCCGCGGAGUUUGUGCCCGAGCUUCCCGGCCCGGCUCUGGUCGCCUCAUGCGCACAAAUGGGGCUAGGGGACCGAUUGGGUCUGUAUGGCGAAGGACAGCUAAUUUCUGAAGGAAAGUAGCCACCAGUACAACUCGGGUCGCCCCCACUACUACUUCGAGGGAGUGGCCACAGCAGAUCUUAUCUGGUGGCGAGUGGCUGUCAUGAUCUCUACAGCACCGCUCUACAGCGGCGUGCACAACUGGACCAGUUCUGACCGGAUUCGCAUGUGUGGCAUCAACGAGGAGAGAAGAGCACCUCUUUCUGAUGAGGAGUCCACGACAGGUGACUGCCAGCACUUUGGAUCUCAGGAGUUUUGUGUUGGCGGCAGUUUUUCCAAGGUGGAGCUCACCGCAGUUGGAAGUGGCAGCAAUGCCCGGGGGGCAGACUCAGAUGGCAGUGCGACAGAAAAACUUGGGCACAAGUCCGAGGAGCAGCCUGAUGAUCUCCAGUCAAAAAUGGACUAUGCUGGGAAUACUGCAGAGGCUGAGGGGCUCCUGGUGCCACUGAGCAGCCCAGGAGACGGGCUCAAACUGCCCACUCCUGACAGCCCCGAGGCCUGCAAUAGCAGGGCCGACUGCUCUUGGACUCCCCUCGGCACGCAAAUGAGCAAGCAAGUUGACUGCUCAGCAGCUGGGGUAAAGGCUUUGGACUCAAGGCACGGUGUUGGGGACAAGAAUACUUUCAUUUUGGCAACUUUGGGAACCGGAGUCCCCGUGGAUGGGAGCCUGCCUCUGGUUACCACUAACUUUAGUUCGCUGCCAGCUCCCAUUUGUCCCCCUACUCCUGGUUCGGCCUCUGUACCCCCAUCUGUUCCAGAUCCAUUCCAGGUUCCCCUCUCUGUCCCUGCCCCAGUACCCCAUUCUGGGCUAGUUCCAGUCCAAGUUGCUACUUCGGUUUCAGCUCCUUCUCCUCCCCUAGCGCCAGUCCCUGCUCUGGCCCAGGCCGCAGCACCACCCUCAGUACCCACUCUUAUCUCAGACUCAAGCCCCCUGUCUGUGUCAGCCUCUGUGUUGGUGCCUGUGCCAGCAUCUGCUCCACCCUCGGUCGCAGUCCCCCUGUCAGCUCCUGCUCCUACUCCUCUCUCAGUGCCCGUUUCAGCCCCUCCUUUGGCCCUGAUCCAGGCUUCUGGGACUCCUUCAGCUCCCACUUUGGUCCUCGCUCCGGUGCCCACACCAGUUUUGGCUCCUAUGCCAGCAUCCACACCUCCAGCAGCCCCUGCCCCUCCGUCUGUGCCGAUGCCCACUCCAACGCUGUCCUCUGGCCCGCCUUCUACCCCUACCCUCAUUCCUGCCUUUGCUCCCACGCCGGUGCCUGCACCCACCCCAGCCCCAAUCUUUACUCCAGCCCCCACGCCCAUGCCGGCUGCCACACCAACUGCCAUUCCCACUUCGGCCCCCAUCCCAGCUUCCUUCAGUUUGAGUCGAGUGUGUUUUCCUACAGCUCAGGCACCAGCUAUGCAAAAAGUCCCUCUGUCUUUUCAGCCAGGGACAGUGCUAACCCCAAACCAGCCACUGGUUUAUAUCCCACCUCCAAGCUGUGGGCAGCCACUCAGUGUGGCCACACUGCCAACUACCCUGGGAGUGUCCUCCACUCUGACGCUCCCUGUCCUGCCAUCCUACCUGCAGGACAGGUGUCUCCCGGGCGUGCUGGCCUCACCGGAACUCCGGUCUUACCCAUAUGCAUUUUCUGUGGCCCGUCCUCUGACAUCAGAUUCUAAGCUAGUCUCUCUGGAAGUGAACAGACUCCCGUGCACUUCCCCAUCCAGUAGCUCUACCACCCAGCCCACACCUGAUGGGGUCCCCGGGCCUUUGGCAGAUACCUCCCUCACCACUGCUUCUGCCAAGGUGCUUCCAACUGCACAGCCUUUGUUGCCAGCCCCCAGUGGGAGCUCAGUCCCACCACACCCCACCAAGAUGCCAGGUGGUGCUGAGCAGCAAACAGAAGGGAGUUCUAUUACCUUCUCUCCCCUCAAAUCACCUCCACAGCUAGAACGGGAGAUGGCCUCUCCACCAGAGUGCAGCGAGAUGCCCCUUGACCUCUCCUCCAAGUCUAACCGCCAGAAGCUUCCCUUGCCGAACCAGCGCAAAACACCUCCCAUGCCCGUGUUGACGCCGGUACACACCAGCAGCAAGGCCCUCCUCUCCACAGUCCUGUCGAGGUCUCAGCGCACAACCCAGGCUGCUGGCAGCAAUGUUACCUCCUGCCUGGGCUCUACGUCCUCACCCUUUGUGAUCUUCCCUGAGAUUGUGAGGAACGGGGAUCCCAGCACCUGGGUGAAAAACUCCACUGCGCUGAUCAGCACCAUUCCUGGCACAUAUGUGGGAGUGGCCAACCCAGUGCCUGCAUCUCUGCUGCUGAACAAAGAGCCCAACCUGGGCCUCACUCGAGACCCCCGCCAUCUCCCCAAGCAGGAGCCCAUCUCCAUCAUUGAUCAAGGAGAGCCCAAGAGCACUGGUGCCGCAUGUGGCAAAAAGGGCACCCAGACUGGUGCUGAAGGACAGCCAAGCACAGCAAAGACUCGUUACACCCCAACCCGUAUUGCCCCUGGGCUGCCAGGGUGCCAAACCAAGGAACUUUCCUUGUGGAAACCUACAGGGCAGGCAAAUAUUUAUCCACGGUGUUCAGUCAAUGGGAAACCCACCAGCACCCAGGUCCUGCCUGUUGGCUGGUCACCAUACCACCAAGCAUCUCUACUUUCCAUUGGCAUUUCCAGUGCCGGGCAGCUGACUCCCAGUCAGGGGAUGUCCAUCAGACCAGAGUUUUCUGGUGUGCCAUCUCUUGGCCCCAGUGAAGCUGUGCAUGGACUUCCUGAGGGGCAGUCGCGGCCCGGGGGCCCCUUUUCUCCAGAGCAGGACACUGUCACAAAGAACAAAACUUGCCGGAUUGCUGCCAAGCCUUAUGAAGAACAAGUCAAUCCUGUCCUCCUGACUCUCAGCCCUCAGACAGGGACCCUGGCUCUGUCAGUUCCACCUAGCAGUGGGGACAUAAGAGUGAAUCAGGAGCCCGAGGAAUCAGACAGCCACCUCUGUUCUGAUAGUACUCUUAAGAUGGAAAGUCCCCAGGCGGCUUGUGGCCUGAAGCUAGCAGGAGACACAAAGCCUAAGAACCAAGUGCUGGCUACCUAUAUGUCUCAUGAGCUGGUCCUGGCCACUCCCCAGAACCUGCGCAAGAUGUCUGAGCUGCCUUUGCUACCUCAUGACAGCCACCCCAAGGAACUUAUCUUGGACGUGGUUCCAAGCAGCAAGAGGGGCUCCAGCACAGAGCUUUCGCAGCUUGGAAGCCAGGUGGAUCUGGGGCGGGUGAAAAUGGAAAAGGUGGAUGGUGAUGUGGUCUUCAAUUUAGCCAGCUGUUUCCGGGCUGAUGGCCUCCCAGUAGCUCCCCCGAGGGGUCAAGCGGAAGUGCGAGCUAAGGCUGGGCAGCCUCGAGUAAAGCGGGAAAGUGUUGGGGUCUUUACUUGCAAGAACAAGUGGCAGCCAGAUGAAGUGACAGAAUCCCUGCCACCCAAGAAGAUGAAGUGUGGCAAAGAGAAAGAAGCUGAGGAACAGCAGCUGCCGCCUCCACCUCAAGUCAAGCCCAUAGUCCGGAGUUCCCUGGGAUCCAAGUGCCGGAAGCUGCCAAGUGAUCCCCAGGAACCCACCAAGAAAAGCCCCAGGGGGGCUUCAGAUUCAGGAAAAGAGCACAAUGGAGUCAGGGGAAAGCACAAGCACCGGAAACCAACAAACUCGGAAUCUCAGUCUCCAGGAAAAUGCACAGACGGCCACGAAGAAGGUUCCUUGGAAAAGAAAGCGAAGAGCAGUUUCCGUGACUUCAUCCCUGUGGUUCUGAGCACUCGGACACGCAGUCAGUCUGGAAGCAUCUGUAGCUCCUUUGCCGGUAUGGCAGACAGUGACAUGGGAAGCCAGGAAGUCUUCCCCACAGAGGAGGAAGAAGAGGUGGCUCCCACCCCAGCUAAGCGUCGAAAGGUGAGAAAAACCCAACGAGAUACCCAGUACCGCAGCCAUCAUGCCCAGGACAAGACCUUGCUGAGCCAAGGCCGCAGACAUCUAUGGAGAGCCCGAGAGAUGCCUUGGAGGACAGAGGCUGCCCGGCAAUUGUGGGACACCAAUGAGGAGGAAGAAGAAGAUGAGGAGGAGGGCUUGGUAAAGAGGAAGAAACGGAGACGGCAGAAGAGCCGGAAAUAUCAGACUGGCGAGUACCUGACAGAACAAGAAGAAGAGCAGCGGCGGAAAGGGAGAGCAGAUUUAAAGGCUCGUAAGCAGAAGACUUCCUCCCCAAGUUCAGAGCACUGCCUCAGGAACAGGAACCUUCUGUUGUCCAGCAAAGCCCAGGGGAUCUCGGAUUCACCAAAUGGUUUCCUCCCCAAUAACCUAGAGGAGCCAGCCUGCCUUGAAAAUUCAGAGAAGCCAUCAGGAAAACGAAAGUGCAAGACCAAGCACAUGGUAAACGUCUCAGAAGAGAUAAAGGGCAAAGGUCGUUGGACCCAGCUGAAAACACGAUCUGUCAAAUCUCCCACCCCAGCAAAGCCCACAGAACCAUGUAUACCCUCUAAGUCCCGAAGUGCCGGCCCAGAGGAAGUCUCAGAGUCACCUACAGCUCGACAGAUCCCCCCAGAAGCACGGCGGCUCAUAGUGAACAAAAAUGCUGGUGAGACCCUACUGCAGCGGGCAGCUCGUCUGGGCUAUAAGGAUGUGGUUCUCUAUUGUCUCCAGAAGGACAGCGAGGAUGUGAAUCACCGCGAUAAUGCUGGCUACACGGCCCUGCAUGAGGCUUGUUCCCGGGGCUGGACUGACAUCUUGAACAUCCUGCUGGAGCAUGGGGCUAAUGUGAACUGCAGUGCACAGGAUGGCACAAGACCAGUUCAUGAUGCUGUGGUCAAUGACAACCUGGAAACUAUCUGGCUCCUGCUGUCCUACGGGGCUGAUCCCACACUGGCUACCUACUCAGGUCAGACAGCCAUGAAGCUGGCUAGCAGUGACACCAUGAAGCGCUUUCUCAGAGAUCACCUGUCUGAUCUUCAGGGCCGAGCCGAGGGUGAUCCUGGUGUGUCCUGGGAUUUUUACAGCAGUUCUGUGCUGGAGAAAAAAGAUGGGUUUGCCUGUGACCUCCUGAAUAAUCCUCCUGGGAGCUCUGAGCAAGGAGAAGAGGUGGAAGAGGAUGACUUCAUGUUUGAACUUUCAGACAAACCUCUUCUUCCUUGUUACAAUCUUCAAGUGUCAGUGUCCCGAGGGCCCUGCAACUGGUUCCUCUUCACCGAUGUCCUGAAGAGGCUGAAGCUUUCCUCCAGGAUCUUUCAGGCCCGGUUCCCACACUUGGAAAUCACCACCCUGCCCAAAGCUGAGUUCCACAGGCAGGUGGCCUCCAGUCAGCUGCUGACCCCUGCCGAGAGGCCCGGAGGCCUGGAGGACAGGUCUCCCCCAGGCUCCUCUGAGACUGUGGAGCUGGUGCGCUAUGAGCCUGAGCUGCUGCGGCUCCUAGGGUCUGAGGUGGAAUUCCAGUCUUGGAACAGUUGACGGGGAAACAGCUUCCCCCCUGUUCUUCUUUCUCCUCCUGGGUUCACCCUUCCCUCACCUCCCAUGUCUUCCUCCACCGAGCACCAGACUGCAGAAUGAGGCAAUAAUAUGGACCAACAAGAAGCCGCCUUAUCAAUGCCAGCAUUAGUGACUGGAUUUUUUUUUGUUUGGUUUGGUUUGUUUUAUUUUUGUUGUUGUUACAGUUAGUUCUCAUCUCCCUGUCAUCAUCAUUGUUGUUGUGGUUGGUGAUGGGAGUGGAAAGUUGAACUCCACAUCUGAAGACAAGAGAUCCAGGGAUGGUGACAGGUGGCGCCAGGACCCCUUGGACUGGUCCCUCUGCUUAUGACCAAGACCAAUGUUGGGCCUGGUGGCCACAGCUUGUCCUGAAGAGAAAUAAGAAAAGCCCAAAUCUCUAAGCGCCCUCCCUCCAUCCCCCUGUGCUCUUCUGUCUUCCAUAGUAUUUAUUUUAUUAGUAUUUAAUUUGUAUUGUUUCAUUGGUUUCUGAUAAGUCUGUAUCACUGUGACAAUUUGAGACAACUUGUUGUAUUGAGGGACUUUCUUUACCUCCUUUCUUUCUUCCUGGAUAAGCUUUGGGCUGCUCCCUUCCUCUGACAGUUAUUUCGACUCUUGGUUUCCCACCAUUGGGGAAGGGUAGAGGACAUUAGUGUGAGUAAACAAGCUGGCUGCUGCUGACACAGAGCUGGGGGGACUGGGGGUAAAUCCUGAGGCUUUGGUGCUCCCCCUCCCCUGCCAGAUUUUCUUCUUCCUCCACUUUGCAACAGCCCUGCCAUCUUGAGAUUAGUGUUUACUAGUGAGAGGAGAAUUGUGGGGUGAGGGGUUCCUGAAUUACUCUAAGAAAAGGAGAGUUUUGAGACUAGGACUCGGGGGAUGAAGGUGCCUCCCUUGCUUUCUUCCCUGCACCCCUCAGAGUGCACAAUGUGGGUUUAUUCUUGAAUCUUUUGCCUUGCAGCACCCUAACCCUGAUGUCCCAUCCUCCACACACUGAGCCUCUCCCCUCCCAGCCCUCAUCCCCAUCUUUACCCCCUUCCCAGACUCACAGCACCUCUUUUUUCUCCCUCCUUUAUCUCUGUCCCCGCCCCCCCCCCCCAUUCUCCUCUGAAAUCUGUAGAGGGCUCGAAGAUUGACUGCCAGAUGUGUGAUCGGGCACCACCUGUUUCUGAGGUGAUGAGGGCAGGACACCAAUCUCCAGCCUGGGCGCCAUUGCUGGGGUCCUAGGACUAAGUGUGUGCCCUCCAGGCCUCCCUGUGGAUCUCUAGGCCUCCAAUGUUGGAUCUGCUCUGCAACAGAGGAAGGGAGGGAGGAGGAGGAUGUCCCUGCUCCCUCUGUGCUAUUGUCUUUCCCACUCUUGUUCUUAUUUUUCUACCGAUUGCUAUUUUUCCGAACAAUCCUUGUAGAGAGUGUGUACCAUCCAAAGGCAAGAGGGCCUCACUGUGGCUGGCUCUGGUUGGAGAUGGUACAUUUUUAUUGUACAGGUGCUAAACAACAACAACAAAAGAAGAAAAUGGAAAAAAAAAAAGACAAAAAAAAAGGAAAAAAAAAGCCAGUUUGAGGAUGGGACAAUCUGUUCUCUGGAAGUUCCUGACCUAUUCAGGAGCAUUGAUGGUUAUUUUCUUUGUAUUGUGUUCUUUGUUCCUGGGGGAAUUUUUGGGCCCCCUUCUGUAGGACAACUCCCCAGCCCCAUCAUCCUGCCCAGUUGAUUUUGAACAAUUGUUCUCCCUUUCUAACAAAAACAAAUUAUAUAUAUGCAUAUGUAUGAGUAUAUAUGUGUAUAUAUAAAGUUGAGGGGUUUUGGAUUUCAAUUUUUUAGUUUUGUUGGGGUUCAUGAUAUUGUGUGGUUUAUUUUAUGUUUUAUGUUUGCCUUUACUUUUUUGCAUUUGGGUGUGUAUUCUGGCUGCCCUUUUAUGUUUCAUUAAGCAACUGGCUGUGGAGUCAAAAAAACACUUGCAUACUGAAUAACCUGUGUCAGGGC